UUCAGAAUUUGGUUAUGUCUUUUCUAACCUUAACUUAUUAGCCUAGACAAUAUAAUAAUAGCUUAUUAGUUUUGUUUCAUUUAAUAAUAAAAUAUAAAUAAUUUAUGAUUGUAACUAAUCAUGGCAGUGAAAAAGCAAAAUAAAAUUAGUAAGGUCAAGCGAAAUAAUCAGAAAAAAAAUAAACUUACUAAACAAGGAAAGAUAAAAAACAAGCGAAAUAAAGUCGCAUUAAAAACAAAUAAUCAGGUUCCUCCGCCAAAAAAUGAUGUUGUAUAUAGUGACUCAGAGGAGAGUGAUCAUGGACAAGGAAUGCUCGAGAUGGUGGAAAAAGAUGAUUUGUCUUUUUUGCAAAAAGCUGUUGCUGAGAAAUCUACUUCUUAUUCAUUGCUUAAUAAAAUUCGGUUUAAAGAUAAAUGUGAGCCAAUAAAACAGCGUAAGAGGAAACCAAAUUUAGAUGGAGAAGAUAAUGAGAUUGAAUCUCGGUAUGAAGAAGAAAAUGUUGAUGAGAAGAACUCAAAGAGAACUAAGUUAUUGCUUCCAAUAAAAACAAAAUCAGGUUUGAUUAUGCGUAGCGUUGAUGAAGAAAUACCAGAUGAUGAAGAUGAAGAAGUAAAAGAAAAUAUUGAUCAUAACAUGCAAACUCGCAAAGAUGAUGACGAUUCAGACGAUGAUGAUAUUUUUGUACUGGAAGAUGACAAUGAAAUAGAUCCUACAAAACCAGUCUCUGUUGCAGAAUUAUUUGCAAAACGACAAGCAGAACUACAAAAACAGAAAUUUCGAAUAGGAGUCUUUUGUUCAGGAUUAUUAGAAAGUCCUGAAAAAAAAGUGAAACAUUUUAAUGAACUUUUGUAUUUGUUGGAUGACUCAAAGAAUGGGACUACUAAUCUGUUCACUAUAAGAAAAUUGGCAGCAGUUUCCAUAUUUGAGGUGUUCCGGGACAUAUUGCCAGAAUACCAAAUAAAACAUCAAGAAAAUACUGGUAUCAAGUUAAAAAAGGAUACAUUGCAAUUACAAAGUUAUGAAACAACUCUGCUAAAUUACUAUAAAAAAUACUUGCAAAAACUUGAAAAAAUGACUGCUCCAUUAAAAAAAAAGCUAGGAAAAAAACUAACCGAUUCUGAUAAAAAGUUGGCUGAAAUUGCUAUUCGCUGCAUGUGUUCAUUAUUAGAGUCACAUCCCUAUUUUAACUUUUCACAAAACAUUGCAAAGAUGUUAGUACCUUUUUUGAAUCAUAAUCUGGAAAAUAUUAGAGCUAUGAUAUGUAAUUGUUGCAAAACAAUAUUUAAGAAUGAUAAACGAGGAGAUAUUUCUUUAGUAAUAGUUCGUGCAAUUAACCAUCUUUUGAAAGCACAGUCUCAUGAUGUAUACACAGAUGCUUUAGCUUGUUUAUUAGCAUUACGAAUUCAAGAUGUCAAUUUAGAUGCUGAAAAAGAAGAAGAAAUACGCCAAAAGAAAUUUAUGACUAGAAAACAAAAGUUAUUAAAACUCUCCAAGCGUGAAAGAAAACGUAAUAAGAAGUUAGAAGAGCUGGAGAAGGAAAUGUUAGAAACAAAAGCUGAAGAGAAUAAGCAAGCAAAGCAAAAACAAAUGACGGAAAUAACCAAAGUGUUAUUUACUAUAUACUUUAGAAUUUUGAAGAGGGCCCCAAAUUCAAAAGUUUUGAGUGUGGCAUUAGAAGGAUUAUCAAAAUUUUCCCAUGUAAUAAAUCUGGAAUUAUACUCAGAUUUAGUUGAUGUAUUGAAUUCAUUAAUGCAACCAGGUGAUGAUGAUGAUGAUGAAAAAAGAGUGUUGAAUCACAGAGAUCAACUGAUGUGUGUGCAAACUGUAUUUUCUGUAUUGUCAGGGCAAGGAGAGUGUUUGAAUAUAGAUCCUUUGAGAUUUUAUACACAUUUGUACAGAAACUUAAUGCACAUUAAUGCAGGUCGAACAAAUAUUGAUUUAGAAACUGCUGUUAAGACAUUAUGUCAUGUUUUGAUUAGAAGACGAAAACAACUAUCCCAACAAAGACUCCUUGCAUUUUUGAAGAGAUGUAUGCAACUUUCAUUACAUCAAUUACAUAAUGGAACCAUAUCAUUACUUGGUGUUAUAAGAACUGUGAUGCAACAGGGCAAAAAUUCAGAUUUGCUAUUGGACACAGAUAAUACGUUAGGUACUGGAAAGUAUGAUCCGUAUCUAGAUGAACCUGAAUUUUGUAAUGCAAGUAGCACGGCAUUAUAUGAACUAUCUAUUGCUAGUAGACAUUUUCACCCAAUAGUUAGGAAGAUGGCCGUUAAUAUUGCUUCUAAUGUUCCAGCAACUGGUGAAGGCAGUCUUGCACCAGAUCUAGGAAAACUGUCCCCAGAACAAUUGUUAAAGGAAUUUGAUGGCAGCCAAAUGUGUUUUAAUCCACCUGUUCCACCACCAAAAAAGAAUGCAAAACCUAGUAAAUAUAUUGGCCAGCAUAUCUUUGUGGAUAGUGAAUUUGGAGAUUAUUGUGAAAAAAUAAUGAAUGAACCAAUUGAAAAAAAAAUCAAUUGUGUUGCAAAUUUAAAG
Ctenocephalides felis (cat flea) is the source of this 2532-nucleotide messenger RNA. Its product is annotated as nucleolar complex protein 3 homolog. The record is from RefSeq and is a predicted model, not a curated record. NCBI's taxonomy places the organism in Eukaryota, Metazoa, Arthropoda, Insecta, Siphonaptera, Pulicidae. Gene Ontology annotation, biological process: DNA replication initiation. Gene Ontology annotation, cellular component: nucleolus. The transcript is spliced from 11 exons. Gene Ontology annotation, molecular function: chromatin binding. The annotation marks the transcript as partial.